GUGCUCCACCCGCCUCCCCGGCGCCAAGGGCCGUCUACACGCGCGAGAAUUCGCUACCUGAGCCACCGCGCCGGCCACGCGACCCCGCUCAGCCACCCGGCCGCCUCCUCCACGAGCUGCUCACCGCGCGCAAACGCGAUUUCUAUGUGGAGGCCUGAAUACCACAUCCAGUUGCUCUAAAAACUUAGAUCUCCAUCCGUGAGAGAUUUGGGAGGAUCGUAUUAUUUGCACAUCAGCUCUUCCUGAAGACUCCACAUGACUUCUCCAUGCUCCUUCCCUCCAAAACCCACAAUCCCUCCAAUAAUCCACGAGCCCCAAGACCCCAACAUUCCACCUCCUUUACCCCCAAGUCCCCUGGACUUAGCUUUGCCACCCCUUCCCUGUAGUCUCCAGGCUUCUGUUCCACCCCCACCCCCACCCCCACUGCCCCCUCCGCCCUCUGCUGUGGAGGUUGUUCCUCAUGUCUACGGCCUGGAGAAGAGCCAGCUCCUGAAGGAGGCCUUGGAGAAGGCUGGCCCAGUCCCCAAAGGCAGAGAAGAUGUGAAGAGACUCCUGAAGCUGCACAAGGACCGGUUUCGAAGUGACUUGCAAUGGAUCCUCUUUUGUGCUGACCUACCAUCCCUCAUCCAAGAAGGCCCUCAGUGUGGACUGGUGGCCUUGUGGAUGGCAGGCACUCUUCUGUCAACUCCUGACAGCGUCUCUCUGCAAAGACUGGUGCAGGUAGCCAUGGAGAGAGGCUACACGGUGCAGGGAGAGAUGUUCUCUGUGGCUGACAUGGCCAAACUGGCCCAGGAGACCUUGGACUGUGAGGCUGAGCUCCUCUGUGGUGGCCUGGGUGGUCCCAACAGAGGUCGGGUCCUGCAGCACCUCAUCACUGGACAUCCCUUGCUCAUCCCCUAUGAUGAGGAUUUCAACCACGAGCCGUGUCAAAAGAAAGGCCACAAGGCCCACUGGGCAGUGACUGCAGGGGUCCUGAUAGGUGUGCAGACUGUGCCAAUCCCUGGCUACAUGGAAGACUCUGAGUUGCCAGGCCUCUUCCACCCAGUGCCUGGGGUACCCAACCAACCACCAUCCUUCCCAGAGGAGAGCUCCCCAGGUGCCAUCUUCCUUCUCUCCAAGCAGGGCAAGAGUUGGCAUUACCAGCUGUGGGACUACAACCAAGUCCGGGAUAGCAACCUGCAGCUGACAGACUUCUCCCCUGCAAGGGCCGCCGAUGGGCGGGUAUACGUGGUACCUGCUGGUGGGGUGCAGGCUGGCCUCUGUGGCCAGGUCCUGCUGCUUAGACCACGAGAGUGAGCCAUUAGCCGGGGCUGGGGCACCUGCCUUGAACUUCCCUCCAUCCCGCUGGAGUGUCUCAGCUUCAUCCCUUGUGUGGUGUCUCCAGUCCACCUGUAUCUUGAGGACCUCCUGCCAGGACUCUUUCACAGGAUCACCCCAGCUGUGCAGUCACAAGCUUAGCCAUUGUCCACAGUCUAAAUUUAUUACUUGCAGGAUUAAGCACUCCUUUGGUUAAGG
This is a messenger RNA of Peromyscus maniculatus bairdii (prairie deer mouse), 1515 nucleotides long. It is a transcript of the gene Actmap, whose product is annotated as actin maturation protease. The record is from RefSeq and is a predicted model, not a curated record. Lineage: Eukaryota; Metazoa; Chordata; Mammalia; Rodentia; Cricetidae.